Molecule: messenger RNA, 1047 nt
Organism: Oppia nitens
Lineage: Eukaryota; Metazoa; Arthropoda; Arachnida; Sarcoptiformes; Oppiidae
Product: ribonuclease H2 subunit B-like
Exons: 9
Coding region: 118-1020 (300 amino acids)
Biological process (GO): RNA catabolic process; ribonucleotide metabolic process
Cellular component (GO): ribonuclease H2 complex; nucleoplasm
Source: RefSeq, a predicted model, not a curated record
UUUAUCGCAAUUAUUGUGUAAUAUUUAAAAACAAUUGAUGUUUGCAUUUGUUGUCAACAUUUAGUUAAAUUUAGUUUAGUUUGUCAUCCAAUUAACUGGUGAUUGUUGUGGUUGUCGAUGAUGUCCUCCAAAGUGUUUGUCAUAUCAGGUUUGGAUGCAAAACAAAGUUUGCCGACAUUGACAUGGAUUACAGUGAAUACCAUCAAUGAAGACAAUGAUGAUAACAGUGAUAAUGACAAGAAAGUAUAUCUAAUGGAUGAAAAUGGAUGUCAACUCUUUGAAUGCGUCCGACAAAGCAAUCCAUUGCAGUCAUUCUUUGUCAACAAUGAUGUCAUUUCAGAUGGUGAUUAUUAUGUGAUAACUCCAAUCGAUAUACUCUUCAUUUUAUUGCCAUUUCUUAUGAAAAAACAACAAUAUUAUCACUCGUUGUUUGAGAUAAUGAGUGAUAUCUUUGAGAAACCCGUUUUGGAUAAAAUUAUCAACAAUUCGUCCAUCAAUAAGAAUAUUGAUGGCAUUGCAGACAUCAAACACGAUUGCGAUGAGGUCUAUGUCCGAUAUAAUGGUCAGAAAACUAUGGACUACUUGUCGGCAAAAACAGAUAAGACUGUCGAUGCACUCAUCGAUAAUAAUGUAAAUGUUUCAUACAGUGGAUGCAAAGUCAGCGGAUAUAAGACAGGCAAAGAAGACCCAAACCAAGAGAAAGUUGAAUACAAGCAAAUGGCAUUUGAAUUAAUAUCUCAAUACCUAAGCGACGAUAUCGUCAAUGAAUUGAGAAAUUAUUUGAGAUUGCCAUCACAUUCAAGUGAAUCAACUCAAUCACCACAAGAUAUGACUAAAAUCAAAAGAAAAGCAAACGAAAAUGAAAGUUGUGGUCCUUUGGAGGACUAUUCCUCAUACAAACAAUUGAAUACUUCGGCACCAAAUGCAAAGCGCACAAAAAUGUCGCGAUCACAACGGGAACUGUUAAAAGUCGAUAAAACAGGAAUGAAGUCUAUCUCCAGUUUCUUUAAACCAAAAUAAUUAUAUUAAACAAUUGUUUGAUUCAUU